Messenger RNA from Botrytis byssoidea, 1596 nucleotides. RefSeq lists its product as uncharacterized. The record is from RefSeq and is a predicted model, not a curated record. Gene Ontology annotation, biological process: nitrate transmembrane transport; nitrite transport. Gene Ontology annotation, molecular function: nitrate transmembrane transporter activity; nitrite transmembrane transporter activity. NCBI's taxonomy places the organism in Eukaryota, Fungi, Ascomycota, Leotiomycetes, Helotiales, Sclerotiniaceae. Gene Ontology annotation, cellular component: membrane. The coding region runs from base 1 to 1596 and encodes 531 amino acids. The transcript has 5 exons.
AUGUUCAAAAUCCAAACACUCUGGCAAGCGCCAGAGAUCAAUCCAGUCAAUGGGAAAGCUCGAUCUAUCCCCAUCUUUAAUCCUUUCAACAAAUACGGCAGAGUGUUCUUCUUUUCUUGGUGGGGCUUUUUGAUAGCCUUUUGGUCUUGGUAUGCUUUUCCACCAUUGCUAUCUCUCACAAUCAAGAAAGAUCUUCAUCUCACUCAAAAUGAGAUUGCAAAUUCCAACAUUAUUGCUCUUGUGGCGACACUCCUCGUCCGAUUAGUCGCAGGCCCAUGUUGCGAUCAUUUCGGCCCCAAGGUUACAUUCGCAGGAUGCUUGCUACUCGGAGCCAUUCCGACUGCUCUUGCCGGCACCGUGACGUCUGCAACCGGCCUUAUGGUCCUUCGAUUCUUCAUUGGUAUACUCGGCGGUUCUUUUGUUCCAUGCCAAGUAUGGUCCACUGGUUUUUUUGAUAAGAACAUUGUUGGUACCGCCAACUCCUUGACUGGAGGCUGGGGAAAUUCUGGAGGAGGAAUAACUUAUUUCGUCAUGCCAGCCAUUGUCGACUCUCUGAUACUGAACCAAGGGCUCACUUCCCACGUCGCUUGGAGGAUAUCCUUCAUCGUCCCCUUUAUUCUCAUAACCACGACGGCCAUAUCAAUGCUCAUCCUCUGCCCUGAUACCCCAACUGGCAAAUGGUCAGAUAGGCACCUCGCCGUCCAACAAAAUCUUCGAGCUCACGGCAUCCACAGCCCCUCGGACAAUAUAGUAUCCGUACCUGGCUCAAUCACUGACCGCAAGCCUGAUAACAUCCAUUCGCCCACCCAUCCCGUCUCAUCCUCAAACUCUACAUUCGGCAAUGAAAAACGUCUCGAAGAAGAAGCACAAAUCGCAUCCGCCAAGCAUAGUACCGCAGAACCAUACAACAACGAAGCUCCCCUCCCUCCCCAAGAAAUGCUCACCAUCGCUCGCGGCGAAGUAAUCCAAAAACCCUCUUUCAAAGAAGCCCUCAACGUAAUCCUCACCCCACAAACCCUCCUCGUCGCCUCCUGUUACUUCUGUUCCUUCGGCGCUGAGCUAGCCAUCAACUCCAUCCUCGGCUCCUACUAUCUCAAAAACUUCCCCAAACUAGGCGAAGCCGGAACCGGUCGUUGGGCAGCCAUGUUUGGUCUUCUCAACAUUGUUUUCCGUCCCCUAGGCGGAAUUCUCUCCGAUCUCCUCUAUCGCAAAACAGGAAACGUAUGGACGAAGAAAAUUUGGCUACACACUCUUGCCAUUUUCACCGGCGCCUUUUUGAUCGCCAUCGGACUCACGGAUUCACACAGUCACUCCACGAUGUUUGGGCUCGUAGCAGGCAUGGGACUUUUUCUUGAAGCAGGCAAUGGGGCGAACUUUUCGCUCGUGCCCCAUAUUCAUCCAUUCGCCAAUGGAAUCAUCAGUGGUGUCGUUGGCGCGUGUGGGAAUUUGGGAGGAAUCGUAUUUGCGAUUAUUUUCCGCUACGAGGGAAAGGAUUAUGCGAAGUGUUUUUGGAUUAUUGGCGUCUUCACAAUUGCGGUCAAUGUAGCAGUGUCUUGGGUGAAACCUAUUCCGAAGGGACAGGUUGGCGGGAGAUGA